CAGAGAAAUUAAUCACAUUUGACCAGAUUCCGAACAAAGCCUUGGAUCAUCUUCACUUUGAAUAGAUAGGCUAGUAGCGCGUUAUCCCAUGGCAGUUCAUAACUAUUUUACGUUUUGGCGAAUGCCAGACGCAGAUAUACAGAAAAUUAACAUGCUGGAUUUAAUGUUCUUUUUUUCUUUCUUUUUUGCCAUAUGUUAGCUACUAAAACAUUUCCUGUUUUUUUUUUUUUUUUUUUUUUUUUUUUUUACAAAUCACUCUUGCCUAAUUAUAAAGGCUAGUUCUGAAUUAUGAACAUUUUAAAGUGCUGCAUGAAUUCUGUGUAUUAUAAAUGCAUUCACAGUCUGGCUGAAAUCUUAGUAAGUUUACUUGUUGCUAAAAAGAUCGUUGAACAUGAAGCAUGAAGAAUGCUGUUUUAAACCAGAUGGACCAUCUCACGAUCAAAGUCAUUUAAAAAGAAUGUAGUCUGACGGAAAUAUCAGCGUUUAUGUUACGUUCACAUUGAGUUUAUAUGAUGAGUCAUAUUUUCUGGUAGCAGAUUGUAAAUGCAAAAUUCAACAGUCCUUUUUGUGUUUUUCUCCAGAAUUCCCAACUUGAUUCAUUCCAGACAAUAAUGUCUAGCAUUCAAUCUCUUUUGAGAAUCUGGUAUAGACCUCCAGCGAAUAUGGGAAUGCAGAGGCUGCUCCAGUGUUUCUUUCUUGUGGGAACAGUAUUUGUCACAUUCUUCAUAAUAAUUUGCUGGGAUGAGAUGAGAGAUGGGACUUUUUCCCUACACACGGCUUCAUCACAUCUCACACACCUCAAACUGCGUCAAGCGCAUCGUAGACAUGUUAUAAGAGAGCUUUGCUCGGCCAAUAGCAGCCUGAAUUUUACAGAGAAAUUAAUCACAUUUGACCAGAUUCCGAACAAAGCCUUGGAUCAUCUCAUUGUGGAUGAUCAUCAUGGUGUUAUUUACUGUUUUGUACCGAAGGUAGCAUGUACCAACUGGAAACGAGUAAUGAUUGUGCUCAGCCAGAACCUGAAGGCACCAAAUGGAACUCCAUAUCUGGAUCCUCUUGACGUACCACCAGCAUUAUCCCACAAUACUUCUCUGCAUCUGACGUUUAACAACUUUCGGAGCCUCUUUGGUAAUUUCUCAAGUCCUUUAAUGCAUCAAAAACUAAAGAAUUACACUAAGUUUCUUUUUGUACGGGAUCCUUUUGUACGACUUAUUUCUGCUUUCCGGGACAAGUUUGCUAGGCCAAAUAAGGAUUUCUACAGACACUUUGGGUCCACAAUGCUUCAGCGUUAUGCAAAUAUUUCAAACACCCCUGACUCUGCUCAAGAGGCCUUCACCGCAGGCAUCAGACUGUCCUUUACUCACUUUAUUCAGUACCUGUUAGAUCCACAGACUGAGAAGAAGAAUCCAUUCAAUGAACACUGGCAGCAGAUUUACAGACUCUGCCAUCCAUGUCAAAUUGACUAUGAUUUUGUUGGGAAGAUGGAAACUCUUGAUGAGGAUACAGAACAUUUGUUGAAGAUUCUUGGGCUGGAUAAUCAGAUUCACUUUCCCCCCGGGUACAAGGAUAGGACAUCAGUAGACUGGGAGCAAGACUGGUUUGCAAACAUAUCAGUAGGUGACAGGAGAAAACUGUACAAUCUUUAUGAACCAGACUUUAGAUUAUUUGAAUACGAGAAACCUGAGACACUUCUGGAUGAGUGAUGAGUAUCGCUAACUGUUUUUGCAUUUCCUCAAUACCUCAUGCAAAUAGAAACAAGAGAAAUUAUGUUUAUUCCCAUGAAACCUGUCAAGAACAUGUCUCGGUCAUAUUUAAAUUCCAUGUAAGUGUAAGUUCAUUUUUUUUUGGUUUUUUUUGCUAUUUAUCCCUGAAAGUUGGUCCAAUAUUCAAAUUUUUGUAAAAAAUUAAGGAAAUCAAAAUGAAGCAUGGAAACAGGCAGUUUGAGGAUACAUAGUCAAUGUUUUGCUAAAAAAAGGUUUAAUGGUUUCAUCCAGGGCUGCAAAAGCAGUUUGGUUACAUAUUUGAACAUCUUUGAGGCAUGAUGGAAUCUAUUUUUAUUCGUUGUUAAAUUCAGACUCCUGUUUUAUUAUCUUAAUCUAGAUUCUUUUUUCCAGAUUUCAUUUUUAACCUUCUAACCUACUUCCAAUUUUGAUGUUAUAGUCUCUUUUUUCUAGGUGAUCAGGUCAAUCAACUGUUAAAAACUGUUGCAGUGAUGAUUUUUUAAAUGAUACAUAUUUGAGAUCUUUUUCUUUACCUAAGUCAUAGUUUAGUUAAUGCAAUUAAAGCUUUUUAAAUAUUCAGUGUUCAAGUACAUUUUUUAAAAAUUAAUUAAUUUUUUUUUUUAAACUUUUCCUGAAAAUCAAUAAACUGAUCAGAAGAUGUGUUGACACAUGUUAGGUCACUGGUAUUAUUACUUCUACAUAUACUCUCUCUGUAUGUAUUGUUACGUCAGAAGACGUAUUGUUGUUUUUCCUCCCCCUUUUUUUUCCGUGUGUGGAGACGUGCGUGCUCGUCUCUCUCUCUCUCUCUCUCUCUCUCUCUCUCUCUCUCUCUCUCUCUCUCUCUCUCUCUGGUAGCUCCGCCUUGAUUGGACGUAGGCGAGACGGAUUGGUGGACUCGAGUGGAACGUUCCUUUUAAAAAGCGUCCGGGAUGCGGACGUGGCAGAGGGGAGAGUGGUGUUGGCGUGUUGUAGCUACUGAGGUGUUAUUGACAUAGUUGACUUGUGAUCAGUGAGAUCUAAAUCGUGUACAUUGUUUUAAGUUGUCACCAAUUCUUAUUCACUUCUGUAAAGCACUCUCAUUUUUGAUUCUUGACUAUAUUGUUUUCAUUUCAUUAUAAUUCUUUUCAUUUCUUUAUUGUGGCAGUUAUGUUGUCAUUUUUUUGUAAAUAUUGUAUAUAUAAUAUUUUCUUUGAUUACUGUAGCGGUAGGGGUUGGGUGCCUUUUUCUUUUGCGUACAUCUUUUCUCCUGUGUUGAAUUAGCCAGGAAAGCUAGGUAAGGACCUCUGUAUUUUUUUUUUUUUUUUUUUUUUUUUUUUUACAGGGUUUAGUUAGAAAUAAUACGGGUUUAGUUUAGUGGCCGUUUUGUUUAUUGUUUUGGCCUUGCCCAGCCCUGAAGAAGUUGCUUCGUUUAUUUUCUUGGCUUUGUGACGAAACUAAACAGAAAAAUAAAAAAAGAAAGAAAUUGUUGAAACUGAUUUUUUUAUUUAUUUUUUUAUUUUUUAUUUAUGCUGCUUCCCUGACCUAGACCAGGGUCGUAACAUAAUUGGGGGCUCGUCUGCUGUUUACAAUAACGAACUGGAUUUUCAUUUGCUUGCGUUGAAAGGAAAAUCAUCCGCAACCCUUCUUGUGGCUACAUGUAAGUUGUAAGUUAUUGAAUUUUAUUCUUUGUCUGGCUGUUUUCUUUUUGGUGUGGGAGAGAGUAAGUGGGAAUAUGGAAUUUGAUUUGACUGCGUUUACGCUAGCUCCAAGCACGGAACAGUUUGAUCGCUGUAGGAAAGAUGAUCUCUUUAAAAUUGCUGAUUUCUUUAAAAUAGAAAUUCCUCGCUAUUCAUCUAAGCAAGCGGUUAAAAAGUUCUUGUAUAACGAAUUGGUGUAGCAACAAAUUGUACCUGAGGAGUCAGGGUUAGUAAAUGUGCAGGAGGGAGCUGCUGCGCUUGCGGAGGCCGACGAGAAGCCCUCUCUUGUUUUGCUUUCUCCAGUACGCCCCAGCGAUCCGUUUUUUUGUGCC
Molecule: messenger RNA, 3726 nt
Organism: Ctenopharyngodon idella (grass carp)
Lineage: Eukaryota; Metazoa; Chordata; Actinopteri; Cypriniformes; Xenocyprididae
Product: carbohydrate sulfotransferase 12-like
Exons: 1
Coding region: 612-1700 (362 amino acids)
Biological process (GO): carbohydrate biosynthetic process; proteoglycan biosynthetic process
Cellular component (GO): membrane
Molecular function (GO): sulfotransferase activity
Source: RefSeq, a predicted model, not a curated record